Gymnogyps californianus (California condor) is the source of this 1540-nucleotide messenger RNA. RefSeq names its product G protein-coupled receptor 37 (gene GPR37). The record is from RefSeq and is a predicted model, not a curated record. Bases 1 to 1524 code for a protein of 507 amino acids. NCBI's taxonomy places the organism in Eukaryota, Metazoa, Chordata, Aves, Accipitriformes, Cathartidae. Gene Ontology annotation, biological process: positive regulation of MAPK cascade; adenylate cyclase-inhibiting G protein-coupled receptor signaling pathway. Gene Ontology annotation, cellular component: plasma membrane; signaling receptor complex. Gene Ontology annotation, molecular function: prosaposin receptor activity; G protein-coupled peptide receptor activity. The transcript is spliced from 2 exons.
AUGCAGCCCCUCCGCGCUCCCCUCGCCCUGCUCUGCCAGGUGCUGGGCGCCUGGGCUGCCUGCGCCCUGGCCCCCGCCGCGGCCGCCGGGCUGCCGGCGCCCCCGCAGCGCGCCCGCUGGCUGCCAGCCCCGACGCCCCUCGCCCCGGGCCGGCGGGCGGCCGCGGCUCUCCCCGGGCGCGGAGCCCUCCCUCGCGGGGCCGACGCCGCGCCCGGCGGAGCGGCGGGGCCGGGCGGUAGCUGCGCGCCCCGCGGGGCGGCGGGCGCCGGGCGGCGGCGGGCGCGGAGCAGCGAGCGCGGAGCCGGCGCGGCGGCGGGGAGGGGCGCGGCGGGCGGUCCCCGCUGGCUGCCCCUGAACGGCUCGGCCGGCGGCGAGGGCAGCGCUGGGGGCCGCGGCAACGCCACGGGGCGCCGCGCCCGCCUCCGUAACCCCUUCUACCCGCUGACCGAGGAGUCGUACGGCGCCUACGCCGUCAUGUGCCUCUCCGUGGUGAUCUUCGGCAUCGGCAUCAUGGGCAACAUGGCAGUGAUGUGCAUCGUCUGCCACAACUACUACAUGCGGAGCAUCUCCAACUCCCUGCUGGCCAACCUGGCCUUCUGGGACUUCCUCAUCGUCUUCUUCUGCCUGCCGCUGGUCAUCUUCCAGGAGCUCACCAAGAAGUGGCUCCUAGAAGACUUCUCCUGCAAAAUCGUCCCGUACAUCGAGGUAGCCUCUCUCGGAGUCACCACAUUCACACUCUGCGCCCUCUGCAUCGACCGAUUUCGUGCCGCCACCAACGUGCAGAUGUAUUACGAGAUGAUCGAAAACUGCACCUCGACGACGGCCAAGCUGGCCGUCAUCUGGGUGGGCGCGCUGCUGCUGGCCCUGCCGGAGGUUGUGCUGCGCCAGCUGGCAAAGGAGGACCCCGAAUACAGCGGCAGCCCGCCGGGGGAGCGGUGCGUGGUGAAGAUAUCCACCGCGCUACCCGACACCAUCUACGUGUUAGCUCUCACUUAUGAUGGGGCGAGACUCUGGUGGUACUUCGGCUGCUAUUUUUGUUUGCCUACCCUUUUCACUAUUACCUGCUCCCUGGUAACAGCGAGGAAGAUCAGGAGGGCGGAAAAGGCUUGCACAAGGGGCAACAAGCGACAAAUUCAGCUGGAAAGUCAGAUGAACUGCACAGUGGUGGCUUUGACCAUUUUAUAUGGGUUUUGCAUCAUUCCUGAAAACAUUUGCAACAUUGUGACUGCCUACAUGUCCACAGGGGUCUCUCAGCAGACUAUGGACCUCCUCCAUCUCAUUAGUCAGUUCCUUUUGUUCUUUAAGUCCUGUGUUACCCCAGUUCUCCUUUUCUGCCUCUGUAAACCUUUCAGCCGGGCCUUUAUGGAGUGUUGCUGUUGCUGCUGUGAUGAAUGCAUCCAGAAGUCUUCAACAGUGACAAGUGAUGACAAUGACAAUGAGUACACCACAGAACUGGAGCUCUCCCCUUUCAGUACCAUCCGUCGCGAAAUGUCUACUUUUGCCUCCGUGGGGACUCACUGUUAAUUGACCUUAGGACUUU